Molecule: messenger RNA, 402 nt
Organism: Trypanosoma grayi
Lineage: Eukaryota; Euglenozoa; Kinetoplastea; Trypanosomatida; Trypanosomatidae
Exons: 1
Coding region: 1-402 (133 amino acids)
Cellular component (GO): nucleus
Molecular function (GO): protein phosphatase 1 binding; protein serine/threonine phosphatase inhibitor activity
Source: RefSeq, a predicted model, not a curated record
AUGGAACGCCAGCCAGUCACUGGGCGACAAGCACAAGAGGAGGUGGUGCCGCGUCGUGCAGUGAUCGUGCACCUACAGCCCGCGCAGCAGCAACAACAUCAACAUCAGCCGCGCCACGUCUCAUGGGACGAAAAUGUGCACGAGCACCAGAACCAGCAUGUCAGUAAGAGCUGUUGCGUGUUCCACAAGAAAAAGCUUUUUGGGGAGAGUAGCAGUGAUGAGAGUAGCAGCAGCAGCAGCAGCAGCGAUAUCAGUGACGACGACAUGGGGGGAGGUGGCAUGGACCAUCAUCGCCAUGACGAGUGCGGGGGCGACCACGCUGCAGGCGAACACCACCACCGCCACAAGAAGCGUCCGCCAUGCACGAAGGAGCACUGCUACUGUGGAACACGCUUCCAUUGA